CCCCGGGCGGUCGGACGGGCGGGCACCGGUCGGAACUCGGGCCGUGCCGGCUGAGAGAUCUGAAGCGCUCGGUUUCCCCCCCCACCCCGGGCCGGAGCGGGGGCGGGAGGGGGCGCGGGCCCGGGGGAUGCUGGGCUCUGUGAAGAUGGAGGCCCAUGACCUGGCCGAGUGGAGCUACUACCCGGAGGCGGGCGAGGUCUACUCACCGGUGACCCCAGUGCCCACCAUGGCCCCCCUCAACUCCUACAUGACCCUGAACCCUCUGAGCUCUCCCUACCCCCCCGGGGGGCUCCCUGCCUCUCCGCUGCCCUCAGGACCCCUGGCGCCCCCAGCCCCCGCGGCACCCCUGGGGCCCACCUUCCCGGGCCUGGGUGCCAGCACUGGUGGAGGCAGCAGCUCAGGGUACGGGGGCCCGGGCCCGGGGCUGGUGCACGGGAAGGAGAUGCCAAAAGGCUACCGGAGGCCACUGGCCCAUGCCAAGCCGCCAUAUUCCUACAUCUCGCUCAUCACCAUGGCCAUCCAGCAGGCGCCGGGCAAAAUGCUGACCCUGAGUGAGAUCUACCAGUGGAUCAUGGACCUCUUCCCUUACUACCGGGAGAACCAGCAGCGCUGGCAGAACUCCAUCCGCCACUCCCUGUCUUUCAACGACUGCUUUGUCAAGGUGGCGCGCUCCCCAGACAAGCCAGGCAAGGGCUCCUACUGGGCCCUGCACCCCAGCUCAGGUAACAUGUUUGAGAAUGGCUGCUACCUGCGCCGCCAGAAGCGCUUCAAGCUGGAGGAGAAGGUGAAGAAGGGGGCUGGGGGGACGUCCACCUCCAGGAACAGUGCAGGGUCUGCUGCCCCGGCCACCACGCCUGCUGCCACGGUCACCUCUCCCCCCCAGCCCCAGCCUCCACCGCCUGAGCCCGAGGCCCAGGGUGGGGAAGACGUGGGGGCUCUGGACUGUGGCUCUCCCCCUUCGUCCACCCCCUACUUCGCUGGCCUUGAGCUCCCAGGGGAGCUGAAGCUGGAUGCACCCUACAAUUUCAACCACCCCUUCUCCAUCAACAACCUGAUGUCGGAACAGACACCAGCACCUCCUAAACUGGACGUGGGGUUUGGGGGCUAUGGGGCAGAGGGUGGGGAGCCUGGGGUGUACUACCAGGGUGUCUAUUCCCGCUCUCUGCUUAACGCAUCCUAGCAGGGGCGUGGGAGCGUGGUGGGUGGGGUAUGGCUGUAGCUCCCACCAUCUGGCCCUUGGGGCCUGACCCACCUGGUGACACUUUGCUUGUCCCGUCAGUUAACAUCUUGGCUGGUCUGUUACUGUGGUGACUGCUGUCUCUGUGGGCAUCAUGUCUAUCCUUUGGGUACUGUGAUGACUGCCAUCGACAUGGUGGUGGGCCCGCUGGGUGUUACAAAGACUGCCGUAUUGAUCGAUGUUAUAAGUUGAUCCAUUGGGUGCUCUGAUGGCUGCCAUCUUGGAUGACAUUUUAGUUGGCCCUUUGGACAUGGUGAUGGACGUCCUCUUGACUGACCCUUUGCAUGUGAUGGUGAUACCAUUGCAAUUACAACUUCUUUGGCCC
Messenger RNA from Herpailurus yagouaroundi (jaguarundi), 1562 nucleotides. It is a transcript of the gene FOXA3, whose product is annotated as forkhead box A3. The transcript has 2 exons. NCBI's taxonomy places the organism in Eukaryota, Metazoa, Chordata, Mammalia, Carnivora, Felidae. Gene Ontology annotation, biological process: regulation of transcription by RNA polymerase II; cell differentiation; anatomical structure morphogenesis. Gene Ontology annotation, molecular function: transcription factor binding; protein domain specific binding; DNA-binding transcription factor activity, RNA polymerase II-specific. The record is from RefSeq and is a predicted model, not a curated record. The coding region runs from base 128 to 1180 and encodes 350 amino acids.